UGCUCCGCUUCAUAAGCACAUGUGGUUUCGGGUGGUACGUGCCAUGUCCAAAGCACUGGCGGCAACCCCUCUGGCUGUCCUUCUCUUGCCGCGCCCGAAGCUUUUCCGGCGACGGUCGCGGCUACCUCUCGACGACCAUCUUCGAAGGAAGGAAAAGGAAGAGCCUUCCUUUGUCUUGAGGAGAAGGAUUGGUGGUGGGCCGGAUCCUUGGUCUUCGACGGUUGGAGGCCGAGGAGCGAACAGCGUGACACCCAGAGUCUCCAUGCCGUCGAUCCUGCCUCCUGCCGACGGGCUCAAUUACGACAUCGCAGUCGCUGCUUUCACGGCCGGAGUGGCGCUUGCACUUCUGCGUUUCUGGGAUGAGAUUGCAAAGCGUGGUGUGUUCGACCAGAAAACGAACCGAAAGCUUGUUCAUAUUACCGUUGGGCUAGUCUUCAUGCUGUUCUGGCCUCUUUUCAGUGAUGCUUCUUGGGCAUCUUUUUUUGCAGCACUUGCUCCUGGAAUUAAUGUUGUAAGGAUGAUACUUAUGGGUAAGGGCAUAUUGAAGAAUGAUGCUAUGGUUAAGUCCAUAAGCAGACACGGAGAUUACAGGGAGCUUCUAAAGGGGCCACUGUACUAUGCUUGUACGAUAACAAUAGCCACUGCAUUUUUCUGGAGAACUUCUCCUAUUGCUAUUGCUGCAAUUUGCAACCUAUGUGCUGGAGAUGGUAUUGCUGACAUAGUAGGAAGGAGAUUUGGAACAGUGAAGCUUCCUUACAAUAAAAUGAAGUCUUUUGCGGGCACCAUGUCAAUGGCCAUUGCUGGUUUCAUUACAUCUGUCGUGUACUUGUACUACUACUCAAUGUUUGGCCUUUGCGAUUAUAGUUGGCGGACGAUAGCUGGUUUUCUUGUCGUUUCUUUGUCUGCAUCAGUGGUUGAAUCUCUUCCCAUAAGUACGGAGCUUGAUGACAAUCUAACCGUUCCAUUAACUUCUAUGCUAGUUGGUGGUCUCAUUUUUUAGAGAAGUUCCAUUUUCUUGCAUCAAUUGUCUACCAAGUAAUUCUAACUAUGCAUUUCUACUGCGGGGACCAUGUAUCUUCAUAAUUCAUUGGAGUUGGAAAAGAUUCAAGUACCAUCAGAAAAAGUAGGUAAUACUGGUGUCCAUGACAUGAAAUUGAGAUUAUGCCUUUUUCCCGAUGCUUCUGGUGUCGUCUCAUUCUUUGUCUUUAGCUAUCACUUGACCUAUCGUAGAAAUAUAGAUGUACUUUCUAUCAAUUAAAUCCCAUUUAUUUUUCGGGUUA
Messenger RNA from Nymphaea colorata (pocket water lily), 1280 nucleotides. Its product is annotated as probable phytol kinase 2, chloroplastic. The record is from RefSeq and is a predicted model, not a curated record. Bases 20 to 1000 code for a protein of 326 amino acids. Gene Ontology annotation, molecular function: kinase activity. The transcript has 6 exons. NCBI's taxonomy places the organism in Eukaryota, Viridiplantae, Streptophyta, Magnoliopsida, Nymphaeales, Nymphaeaceae.